AUGUCCAACGCCUCGGUUGAGAAUUCAACAUCGGACCUCCUCACGUUGAUUAUCACGACGUCGCCGACCCUCUCAGCUCCAUCUACCGAGCUGCUCUCUGCCGUCCUCACGUCGUUUCGCGCUCAUUGCGCUCCAUUGUUGAACUGCAGCGUCAUUGUCGUGUUCGACGCAUGCGAACAAAUUACUGCCCAUCCGCGGCUCAAGAAAGGCUACGUCACACCAAAGAGCGCCCAAGACUACGACGCCUACAAGAAGAACGUCAAACAUCUCUUCCUGCAGGAAUAUCUGCAGAGCACCUCCGAGCGGACAGAGCUGACAGAAUGUUGCGGCGAAGCUGAGUACGGCUCACCAUACAGCACGCCGGUUCUUUUCACCACCUCUUCCACAGCAGAUGGCCGCGUCACUUUCAUCGAGGCCGCGGGUCAGCGCCUGGGGUUUGGUUUGGCAGUUCGUACGGCACUCCGAGCAGUGGGAACUCCCUACGUCUGGGUACACCAACAUGACUGGGCUCUCAUCCACCAUGUCCCAAUCGCACAUCUCCUUGGCAUCAUGAGGGCCUCCGAGUUGGACCAUGACGAUGAGAAGCCCAUAAAAUACGUCUGGAGCUCCCCAACCGCCAUCCCGCUGACACCCAUGUUCUUUUGGCACGACAAGCCGCAUAUUGCCUCAACGGCGCAUUAUCUUCAGCGUGUUUUCCCCAGCAGGCUGGCCAUGAUGCGCGGGGCAUUCAUCGAGGACACGAUCGGGCAGAGAGCCAGGAGUCAGAUGAAGGAAGGGCAGUGGGCCAAAUGGGCAACCUGGCUUUACAACCCCCGAGAUGGCAAGCAAGUGUGCUUGAGACAUCUCCAUGGCAGGACGUGGAGAGGUGAGGAGGAGGAAACGAGGAUGAAGGGGGUACAUCGUGAGCGAAACUUGGCUGCGUUGCGCCAGUUGGCAGAUGCAGCAAACGGUAAUGCCGAUGCCAACACCAACUCUAGAUUCCUAGAAGACGACUCGGAUACAGAAAUUAGCCUAGACUUCUUACGAGAAGAGACGUGA
Molecule: messenger RNA, 1038 nt
Organism: Metarhizium acridum CQMa 102
Lineage: Eukaryota; Fungi; Ascomycota; Sordariomycetes; Hypocreales; Clavicipitaceae
Source: RefSeq, a predicted model, not a curated record